Molecule: messenger RNA, 5566 nt
Organism: Oryzias latipes (Japanese medaka)
Lineage: Eukaryota; Metazoa; Chordata; Actinopteri; Beloniformes; Adrianichthyidae
Source: RefSeq, a predicted model, not a curated record
GAAACAAAUGAGGGGAAAAAACGGAGUACAAGGGGACGAUGGGCGGGGCUCAAUCUCCCUGCUCCGCCCCGCCCACCUCUUCACGACGAGGAGGACAGAAUCAACACAAUGGAGAGUCAAGCUGCUGGGAGCAAUUCGAAGAGAAAUGUAGAUGUAAGCUUUCAACACCUGUGUGCUGUAUUGGGUUGCAAUUCUCAGAGGAGAUAUGUAGAUGUGAGCUUUCACGUUUUCCCCAAAAACGUUGCAGUGAGAGAGAAAUGGAUUGAAUUUCUCGGUCACGGCAACGUCAAAAAACACACAUGGGUUUGCAGUCAACACUUCACACAAGACUGUUUCUACAACUGGCAGGAGAAAAAAAUGGGCUUCGCUAGCAAGUUGAUAUUGAAGCCGGAUGCAGUGCCUUCCAUCAGGACACAAUUAAGUCGACAGGCUGUUUCUGAACCGCACGAGGAGCACAUGUCCAGAGUCUUCGAUGAGGUCAUGGGGCUGGGGGAGUUUGCAGACUCCUCCAGGGGCUCUGUUUCCUCCUCCAAAAGCAGCGAUCCGAUUGAGCAAAAGGAACUUGACGAGACUUCAGGACACGGAGAAAGCCAGCCAAUGGAAGAAGAUAGCAGCUGCAGAAAACAAGAAGAAAAGGUGAAGGAGGAGGCGGGAGACUCCGACAAACAUUCCUCGUUUCAGAUGAUGACCAGCAAAAGAGGAUCUGGAGGAAGUGGGGGAGCUGCGUCGGACGAUGCACUAGAUGGUCUUCCUGCGUUUGAGCCGGAGGAGGAUGAAAACUGGCAUUAUGCCCUCCCUCUGGGAACUGCGGGGGAUGCCGCCAAGGCCAACUCAAAAACAAGCCAAUGCACCCAGGAUAACACUUCCACCAAAAAAGAUUGUUUUCCGCGUAAACCUGGAGAGGAUGAGGAGGGCGAGCAAGAAAGAGAAGCCAGUCAGGUGUCUGCUAACACGUCCCACUCCUCCCAGGACAACACGCCGGACAACAGCAGAGACGAGGGGAUUUUAAACCAGACAGAGGAAACUGAAGACAGCCAACAGGAAGAAACAUCAGAGACUGCCCCAGUGGAGGAUGGUAACACCCCAGCUUCUCCUGGAAUCACCAUUAAGGACGAACCUGUUGAUGAAGGCUACGAUGCUGCUCUGCUGCCUCAGAGUUCUACCAAACAGAUUAAGGAGGAGCUGGACCAACAAGAGGAAGAGCUAAGAAUCAGCUCCGUCUACUCUGUAGGAGGAGCGAACACCUUCACAUCCAAUACAAUUCCAGCAGCUGUCUCCGCUCCAGCUCAGACUACCAUUUUCAUCCCUGGAAGAGGAGCUGUCCUCCAGGCCAUGACUUCCCUUCCUGUCAGGCAGCCAGCUCCAGUUGCACGGCCGAUUCCCACUCUGACCAUGAUACCACAACGCCCACCCCCACCUCAGAUGGCUGGAAGUGUUCGCUGCAGCGGCUGCUCCAAGGUUCUGCUGAAAGGCCAAACAGCAUUCCAAAGAAAAGGGUCAACGCAGCUUUUCUGCUCCACUGUCUGUCUGACAGGCCACCUUCCUCCAGCCGUUAAGAAUCGAAACUGUUUCCAGUGCAACAGGGAAAUUGCUCAACCGAGAGACAUGAUCACUAUCCCAGCAGAAGACAACACGUUGAUGUCCUUCUGUGGCCAGUUCUGUCUGUCUGUCUUCAGACACAGAAAGAAAACCAUUGACAGGAUCCCUGACAAAUGGCCGGAUAAACGAUUGGAGAAGAAGCCCGAAAAGCCCCUGGAGAAACCCCUGGAUCGCCUGCCCGAAAAACUGUUCUGUAGUGUCUGCAAAAUCACCAAUAGACAAAUUGAACAUGAGGUCACCCAUCAAGGAAGACUGCACAGACUUUGUAGCGAUGCCUGUUUUGUGACCUGGCGUAAGCUGCGACAGUUAUCAAUGAAUUGCUGUGAAGGCUGCGGACUUUACUGUAACAGCAACUCUGGUUCCAGUAACACACUCAGCAUUGAGAGAUCUCACCUCAACUUCUGCAGUCCAACCUGCAUCGGCACCUACAUACACACCUGCAAGAAGACAACGGAGUGCGGCAAUUGUCACAAGAUAGCAGUAGUGUCCUCUACCAUCAUGGAACGGGACCAGAAGGGCAAAAUUCGGCUUUACUGCUCUCGCGAAUGCGUGGAAGACAGUCGACCUCGGCUGCAAACCCUUGUUGGUGCUCCAUUCCCAUGUAGUCUUUGCAAAGUGUCGGCUGUUCCUCAGUAUCACCUGGCCUUGUUGGACGGCACCAUCCGAAAUUUCUGCUCCUACAACUGUGUGACGACGUACAGGAAGUCCGGUCCCCCGUCCCAGCCAGACCUGAGCAAUGGAACCUCCUCUUCAAAGGACCCCCCCUCCAAAGAUCUCUCCAAACAGGGGUCCUUUGCUGUGGCCAGCUCUGUCCCUCCCAUUCCCCAAGAUCACUCCUCUUUAGUCCCAUUCCCCGGUCAUCAUCCCAGUCACUCUUCAGUGCCUCCACUAGUGCCUCCCCCCUCUGCCAUGUCCUCCACCAUUCUCCCAGGACAAACUCAGGCCAUCUCUUCGUCGGCUCAGCUCCCAAAACUGGCAGAGGGGGGGCGCAAAGACGCUAUCAAGCUCACCUGCAAUCAGUGCAACAAGCAUUUCAACACCAAACCCCUGCUGUUCAGUCACCAGGGUCACAUUUCUCUGCUGUGUAGUGUUGCCUGUUCUGAGAAGUAUAAAAUAGAAAAAAACAUCCUUGCGUUGUGCGAUGGCUGCAAGCAGGAGAAGGGGCUUUUUGACACCAUCACCUACAACCAGGAGGAGCUUUUCUUCUGCAGCGAAAACUGUAAGGUGCUCUUCAAGCACAACUUGACCUUACGUAACAAGGAUCACACCUGGCAUUCCUGCUCCUACUGCUCUGGUUUCAGCUCCAAGAUGCUUCACAGUCACUAUGGAGGCAAAAUCGAGCAGUUCUGCAAACCUCACUGCAUGUCCCAGUACACGGUUCUGCAUUAUGGGAUGAGUCGAUGUGAUAGCUGCAGGAAACAGGGCUAUUUGACGGAGAUGCUGCAGUGUUUGGGUUCGGUCCGCAACUUCUGCAACAUGUCCUGCCUGCUGCAUUAUUGCUUCCUUUAUUUUGAGAUGAGCCAACAUGCUAACAGUAACGGCACAGGAACCGCCGCACAGACGCCAUGCACUCCCACUCAGCCUCACCACUCCUCAAAGAUGAAUCCCGUCAUAGCCGACGUGGUCUCAUUGGCCAAUGGCUCUGCCGCUCAGCCCAGCAUGUUUGCAGACACGGCCAUGACAGGAGCACUUCCAACCUCCAACAUAGAUGGCAGGAACCUGGAUCACGCUAGCACUCAGACCGACGCCACGCGCCCACCAGCACACCGCCGCCGUCAGAUGAAGAACAAGUCGGUUUUGUGUCGACCCUUCACUGUGGACCAAGAAAUCAUGUGCCAGCUGCCUGAAGCUUGCACUGAAUCUAGAGAUGUGGAGAAGGUGAAGGUGGUAAUGUUUCCCGUGCCGGUGCCGGUCUACAUUCCAGUGCCUGUGAACGUGUACUCCCAGGACAUGCCGGUUCCAGUGGUUAUCCCCAUACCUGUUCCAGUCCCCAUCGCGGUUCCCCCACAGACCAAGGAGAUGACGGAUGCAGCAGUCCAGUCAGAGGUCGUCGCUGCUGAUGAAGAGAAACAGGAAAAGGAGUUUGCUUCCUGUGCAGUCCAGAGUGAUGCUUCUUGUUUUGGAGGCGUUGAGCAGACUCAUAAAGCAGGUCAAAUGGACAAGAGCUCAGACUCAGCUGAGUCUCAGCCUGACAACCAAUCAGAGACGAGCACGGGAAAGAGCGACUCCUCCGCCCCCAACGCCAAAACUGAAGCCCCCCCCUCUCCACUAAUGGACUUAGAAAGUGACUUUCCACUUGAACUGUUGGAACAUAAGCCGCCUGUUCUUCAGCGAGGAGUGAAGAGACCCAGAGAGGGUUCCUUCAGCCGCAAACGGGGUCGCAAGCGGGCUGCUUCAGCGGAGAGCAGCGCUUUAGCUGCUCCAGCGACUUCCACCAUCAACCAUCUGUACGGACUCAAAGCCUGGAAGAACUGGGUCCACCAGUGCAGGCAGCAGCCACAAGAAUCCUGUUCACUGGAUUUUAAAGAAGACAUCCUUCAGUACGACUCCACAGAGCUCAGCUUUGCUCUGUCUCGCUUUAUCAAAGAACUACGCCGGCCAAAUGGAGACACCUAUAGUCCCGACAGUAUCUUCUACCUCUGUUUAGGAAUACAACAGUAUAUUUUCCUGAAGGGCCGUAUUGAGAACAUUUUUACAGACGAGCUGUAUGGUCAGUUUGCCAGUGAAAUCAGUGCAAUGCUUCAACUCUGGAAACCCAAGCUGCUGCCGAAUGGUGGGGUUGUUCCAUCCAGAGUGGAGGAAUCCUUUCUGUGGGAGUGUAAGCAGCUAGGUGCAUACUCACCUAUCGUCCUGCUCAACACGCUUCUGUUCUUCUGCACCAAAAAGUUCCACCUGACCACCGUGGAGCAACACCGGCACUUGUCCUUCUCAAACUUCACUCGGCGCUCUAAACCCUGCAAUCGUGCUGGAAAAGUAUGUUACCUCCACUACAGGCGAAGCACGACUAGCCCUGAUCAAACAGUGCUCUUUAGAAAACAGCGGUUGAAGGAGGAAGACCUGGAAAUGUUAGAAAAUGUAACCUACCCCCUGCACUGUCCAGUGCGGCUUUAUGAGUUCUACCUGUCCAGAUGCCCAGAAUCUGUGAGGGAUCGAACGGAUGUUUUUUAUCUUCAACCUGAGAAGAAUGUGCACACAGACAGCUGCCAUUGGUACAGUCCUCAACCCCUGGAUGCUGCUAUUCUGCAGACCAUGCUCACUCGUAUCUUAGCUGUGAGGGAGGUUCAGCAGGAGCUGGAAGCUGCCCGCCAUCGGUGCUCCACAGACGGUGAUGCUGAAUGACUCCCAGCGCACCUUGAGUCGUCGCUGUGGCGGAGGAAAACGCACAUCUUUAGAAAAGCAAGACAAUAGGUCAAAAUCCCCAAAAAGGCAAAUGUUGGAGAGAACUUGUGUUUUGGCAUUUCAGAGAGCAGCUAAUAUGAACAGAAACCCCGUUGAGUUAAGACCGAUGGUUUGCAGACUAUGAAGAUGGAGGUUAAAGGUCAUUUAUGAAUCCACUUCACCACAUUUCUAUUUUCUAACCCUUAGAUGCAUUAAAGGGUAAAAGUGUCACAAUAAAUUUAUAUUCUUACCUUUUGAAAGAAAACAAAAAGUAUUUCCAAACUUUUUCCCCAAAACACUGUCAUUGUUAGAAUUCCUUUGAUAUUAUUUCAAUUCUUCUAUAUAUUUAGCAAAAAUGUGAAUGGAAAUGAUUUUCAUUACUAAACAUUUAGCUUGCAUUGUUUGAUCUAAAGGAACUCCUUUUGUUUCCUACAGGAUUUCAAAAAUUCCCAUAAACCAUCUAAUGAUCUGAAAUAAGGUCAUAUUCUGGCUGCCUGUCAUUACCAGGAUAGUUUCAUGGUUGUCUGCAAUAAUCAGAAAAUGGUUGCAGCAACAACUUCUACAUGUGUGUAGAAUUGUCACCACACAC